Messenger RNA from Stegostoma tigrinum, 1035 nucleotides. RefSeq names its product probable G-protein coupled receptor 139. Gene Ontology annotation, biological process: G protein-coupled receptor signaling pathway. The transcript has 2 exons. Gene Ontology annotation, molecular function: G protein-coupled receptor activity. Gene Ontology annotation, cellular component: membrane. NCBI's taxonomy places the organism in Eukaryota, Metazoa, Chordata, Chondrichthyes, Orectolobiformes, Stegostomatidae. The record is from RefSeq and is a predicted model, not a curated record. Bases 40 to 1014 code for a protein of 324 amino acids.
CAGAAAAGUUGAGGGAAUUUGCUCAUUAUUCAUAAAAGAAUGGUAAUAAUUCUCCACAUAAAGAACAUUUACUAUCCUGUUAUUGCAGCCUUUGGCAUUCCUGCAAACUUACUGGCCAUCAUCAUUCUCUCCAGAGGAAAUUGUGGACUUUCUAAAUGUAUCUCAGUUUACAUGAUCGCCAUGGCAACAGCAGACUUCCUGGUCAUAUUUUUCAAUGUCAUUGUAUAUCACAUUUUGAGUUAUCACUUUCCAAAUUCAUUUCUGUCCUACACUCUUGUUUGUAAGUUCAUCCUGUGUGUCAAUCCUGCCACAUUGGAUAUGUCUGUAUGGUUUACUGUUUUCUUCACAAUUGACCGUUUUGUAACUAUGUGUUGUCAGAAGUUUAAAUCAUCCUAUUGCACAGUAAGAACAGCCACUUUCAUUAUGAUCACAUUCUCUGCCCUGAUUUCUUUGCAGAACAUACCCUUCUGGUUUGCAUAUGACCCUGAGCAAAUAAUUUUCAACACUCUUUGGGGUUGUCAAUCCAAUGUGGCCUUUUAUGCAUCAGCUGCAGGUCAGGCGUACUCCUGGGUGAAAAGUAUUUUAGCUGCAUGGCUGCCUUUUUGUUUGAUAUUACUGUUUAACUCUUUGACAAUCAGGCGUAUUUUAGUAGCCAGCAGAGCUCGCAAGCAACUGCGGGGUCUCAGCAAUGAGAAUAGCACUGACCCAGAGAUGAAAAGCAGAAGGAAAUCCAUAGUUUUACUGUUCAGUAUAUCAAGCAGUUUUCUCCUGCUGUGGCUAACAGCCAUCGUUAACUUUUUAACCAGUAAACUCACAACAACAGUGUAUUACCGAGGUGAUUAUACAGCUCCUACAUACAUUGCCACUGAAACUGGUUAUAUUCUUAUGUAUUUGAGUUCCUGCACAAACACGUGUAUUUAUGCAGCAACACAAACCAAAUUCAGGGGAGAGAUGGAGAAGAUGAUAAAAUAUCCCUUCAUUUUGAUAUUGACUUUGUUUCAAAAAAGCAUUUAAGCCAAAACUUUUUUUUUACCA